Falco peregrinus (peregrine falcon) is the source of this 1430-nucleotide messenger RNA. Its product is annotated as nascent polypeptide-associated complex subunit alpha, muscle-specific form-like. Bases 61 to 1293 code for a protein of 410 amino acids. The transcript has 7 exons. Lineage: Eukaryota; Metazoa; Chordata; Aves; Falconiformes; Falconidae. The record is from RefSeq and is a predicted model, not a curated record.
CGUGGUGGCGGAUGGCCCUCUCGGGAGGCAGGGGCCGCUGCGCGGCGGCGCCCGGGCGGGAUGCGGCGGUCAGAGGAGCUGGUGCCGCCGGCGGGCAGCGGCUCGCCGAGCUGCCCUGACCUGCUGCGGAACGUAGGCGGCCCGCACUCGCCGCUGUACUAUAGCUUCUUCGAGGAGGAAUGCCGCGCCAUCGCCACCCGCCUGCUCGUGGGCGCCACCGUCGCGGCAGAGCCUUCGCAGAGCCCGGGGGAGGCCAGCGUCCUGGGGCUCGGUGCCGCCGCGCCCGCCACCUCUACGCCGCUGCGCGCCUCGCCGCCCCUCGAUGAGGGGGCCCCGGCCAGCGCCCCGAGCGCGGAUGCCAGUGAGGCCGGGGCGGCCUGCGAGGAGCCGCCGUGCCUCCCGCAGCCCAGGCCCGGCCCGGCCCGGCCCCGCAGAGCAGCACGGCGCGGGGCCGGGCAGUCCCCCUGCGCGCCGCGCCCCGCCGGCCGCCCCCCCGUCCGCUCCCAGGGCCGCGGCGGCGCGAGGGUCUCGGUCUCCCGGGGCUCUCUAGCUCUGGAGCUCCCGAAGGCCGGCAAGGGGCUCGGUGCCCCGGAAACGCGGCUCCCCCAGCCCUCGGGUGAGCCGGGCCGCGGGCGGCUGCCCCGGGCGGCCGCUGCCCCGCGCUGCGCACCCCUCUCUCCUGCAGGUACCAGGCCGAAGCUGGCGUCGGCUGCCAAGUCCAGGCUUCGGUGUCCCGGCUGGGCCUCGCAGCUGGCGCAGCGAGCCGCCCUUCCCAAAGCCGCCCGCUGUGCCGCGGACACGGAAACUGCUGUCAAGGUUGAGGGUCGCAGACAGCCCUCCCAGAGGCUCGCUACAGCAAUUCCUACUGUGGCUUCUCAUGCCCGACUGCGGACACUGGGAAAAGAGGCUUCCCCCAAGUGCUCUUGCCUUGAUAAGGGAUCAACUACCCAGGAGCUCAUAUGCAAUAGGACCCAAGAGCUGGAGGAAAACGGUAAGGUUGACCAGACGUGGGUGUGUGUGGAGUCCUCUUUAUUCAGUGAAUUGGCCCCUGGCCCGACCUCAGGGUGUGGAGAUGCAGCCCCUGCUGAGCAGUCUGCAGGUGAUCAGCUGUCCCAGGAGCUGAAGCGUGUAAAGAAUGAGUUGGAACAAGUGAAGGGUGAGCUUGCUGACAAGACUGCCCAGUGUGAAGCCUAUUGCCGGACGAUCUCCUCCUUGCAGGCUCAGCUCAGAGCAGCGGGAAUCUGUCUGGAAGACGCAGCAGUGGAGGAGUGUGGUGACUCAGGGAGAGACUGACAGCUGGCACAUGGGGACAGACUUGAAACAGCCAGUUGUCCAGCUGCCUGAGCUGCUGAGCCAGUGAUGUAUGUAGAGCUCUUGAAUGAAUUGAGUUUUUUAAUUCAUUCUAUUUAAAAUAAAGGUGUCUUUUCUCA